CGUCCAGCGCAGUCCUGGUAAUGCUGAGACAGACCGCGAGCGGGUGGGUUUAUUUUUGGGUCAGUGACAGUGUGUCAAUGGCCGCAGAUGCGUCGGAAAGGAAGGCUCUGAGAUACAAGCAAACCCUGCUCUAUGGGGAGUACCAAGAGCACCAAGGAGGCUCUGGCAGACGGGAGGCCACACGCCUGCUGACAGAGAGACAGAUCAAGAAACAUGGCAACCAUCCCCGCAGCCAUGGGAGGACACGACAUGGACAUGGCCGCCGUGGCCAUGGUCAAAAUGGAUACCACAAUCGACACGGACAUCAGCACAGCUAUCACAGCAGACAAAGGAACAGGCGUCAGUCCAACAUGGAGACAGAGGAUGCUGAUGAGCAAACAGCUGAACCAGGCCUUACGUCCUCUAUGAAGAAGAAACGCUCAUACUCCAAGUGUAGAGACUGCAUAGCCCGGGUGCAGAGAUUCCUUGUGACCAGGUUGGGAGAAGACUGGAUCUUCCUUGUUCUGCUGGGCAUCACAAUGGCGCUGGUCAGCUGGACAAUGGACUAUGCCAGUGCAAAGAGCCUGCAAGGUUCUGGCAUCCCAGAGUUGAAGACCAUCCUGAGAGGUGUAGUGCUAAAGGAAUAUUUAACUCUCAAGGCCUUUGUUGCUAAAGUCAUUGGUCUGACUGCUGCCCUGGGCAGUGGGAUGCCUGUAGGAAAAGAGGGCCCAUUUGUUCACAUUGCCAGUAUCUGUGCUGCAGUUCUGAGCAGGUUCAUGUCGUUUUUUUCAGGAGUUUAUCAGAAUCCAUACUGUUAUACAGACAUCCUGACAGUGGGCUGUGCUGUUGGGGUGGGCUGCUGCUUUGGCACUCCACUUGGAGGUGUGCUCUUCAGUAUAGAGGUAACAUCCACAUACUUUGCUGUGAGAAACUACUGGAGAGGAUACUUUGCUGCUACAUUUAGUGCCUUCAUAUUCAGAGUGUUAUCCGUGUUCAACAAAGACGCAGUAACCAUCACAGCUCUGUUCAGGACAAACUUUCGCAUGGAUUUCCCUUUUGACCUGCAGGAGCUGCCAGCAUUUGCCAUCAUUGGGAUCUCCUGUGGGUUCCUGGGGGCAUUCUUUGUCUAUCUCAACAGACAGGUGGUGCUGUUCAUGAGAAGACCCAACGCCAUGACCCGCUUCCUGACCAAAUACCGGCUGGUCUUUCCUGCUGUGGUAACGCUGGUCAUCGCCACCUUGACCUUCCCACCCGGGUUUGGACAGUUCAUGGCAGGAGAGCUGAUGCCCAGGGAGUGUAUCAACUCUCUGUUUGACAACUUUACGUGGACAAAGAUUUCGGGAUCUCCUCAUCCAGUCGGUCUGGGCCGCUCCAGCGCCUGGCUGCACCCUGACGUCAGUGUCUUCCUCAUCCUGCUGCUCUUCUUCCUUAUGAAGUUCUGGAUGUCUGCAGUGGCCACUACCAUGCCCAUCCCAUCUGGGGCCUUCAUGCCUGUCUUCAUACUGGGAGCUGCAUUCGGCAGGCUGGUAGGGGAGAUCAUGGCCACCCUGUUUCCUCAUGGGAUCGUGUUUGAUGGCAUCCUUUACCGUAUCAUCCCUGGAGGGUACGCAGUCAUUGGAGCGGCAGCUUUGACCGGGGCUGUGACUCACACUGUGUCCACGGCAGUUAUCUGCUUUGAGCUGACAGGCCAGAUCUCCCACAUCCUGCCCAUGAUGGUGGCAGUAAUCUUGGCCAACAUGGUGGCUCAGGGUCUGCAGCCCUCCUUGUACGACUCCAUCAUCCAGGUCAAGAAGCUGCCGUACCUGCCGGAGCUUGGCUUUGGACACAUGAGCCAGUACAACAUCUUUGUAGAAGACAUCAUGGUGAGAAAGGUGAAGUUUAUAUCGUCUCAGUCCACUUACAGAGAAGUCAAACUCCUGCUGGACUCCUCCUCACUCAAAUCAAUCCCACUGGUCGACUCAAAAGAUUCUAUGAUCCUGUUGGGCAGCAUUGACAGGUUGGAGCUUCUGGCUCUCUGUGAUUGGUGGUUGUCACCAGAGAGAAGGCUCCUGAUGCAGGGUCGGAGCCUACAGGAGCAGAACCAGUCUCAGAAACACAGCUGGGAAUCCUUCGCCUUCGUAGAUGAGGAGGAAGAGGAGGACGGAGAGAAGGGCAGCCCGGUGCAGGAGGAGAGGAACGGCCCUCUGCCCCCCCAGAAGCCUCAGGAGCCUCCCUCAAACCACACUGCUCCUGUUCUUGAAAAAGGUCCUCUACAGACUGUGAGGAAAACACUCAGGAAUCUCUUCACCUCUAAAAACGGACAAACAGAGGGACAGUCGCAGGAGCCCUGUCCUCCUCCCCUGUCAGACACAAUGACACCAGAGGAGAUCAAAGCGUGGGAAGAGGCAGAGAUGGACACGCCGAUGGAAAUCGAUGAGAUACGAGUAGACCCUUCCCCUUUCCAGCUGGUUGAGAGAACAUCAUUACACAAGACCCACACUUUAUUCUCACUGCUCGGGCUAAGUCAUGCUUAUGUGACCAGUAUCGGCAAACUGGUGGGGGUAGUGGCGCUGAAAGAGCUCCAGAAGGCCAUCGAGGGCUCCACACGCUCUGGUGUCCGACUCCGUCCUCCGCUCGCCAGCUUUCGCGACAUCACCAACCACAACUCUGUCUCUAAACAUCCACCUUCUUCUCCCACUGCUCCUUCCUCUCCAACCUCCACCUCUUCUCCCUCAGCUCCAACUGCUCCCCAGCCUCCCUCCCCCUCUCCCUCUCGCCACCCCCACCACCAUCAUCAACAUCAUUACCAAGAGAAUGAAACAGAGGUGUGGAUCGAGGGCGUGAAGAGGGAGGUGGAGGAGAGCAGCAGCAGCAGUAUAGGUAGUGGCGGUGGCAGCAGCAGCACGGGGGCCGGCACCUCAACCAGUAGGAGUUGCAGCUACAACAGCAACCUCACCCUCCCUCCCUCCUCCACGCCUCCCCCAGUCCCUUCUUCCUCCACUCCUCCUUCCUCCGCCAUCCAUCUCUCCACCCAGAGACCCCUACAGGGACUUCUUGAGGGGGAUGAAGAUAGCGAUGAUGAGCCAAUGGUUUAGAUUAGACAAGAGUGAUGGUUAUGUUUUUUUAUAAUGGAAAACUUUUUUAAUGGUGUGAGGGUUUUUUUUGUUGUUGUUCUUAAUUUGUUGCUCUGGUCUUUAGACACCCAUUUACCUCUUUUUGUCACCACUUAGGUAGAGCAAAGGUUUCAAAGCAAACCGUGUGUUUGCUCGAAGCUACUUCAAUUUUUAUGUGUAAUUUCUAUUUUUAUUUUUUGAAGGCAGUUUGCCCCACAGUUACUGAUUCUGUCUGCUCAUUUCACAGACCUUUGCCUAGUUGGUGUCAAAAACACACCCUUUUUCUUCACCCUGCCCACCCCAACCUCUGUCUUUCCACAAUAAACUCUGUAUUUCAUGUUUUUUGAUACUUGUCCUGCCACAAUUCCUCCUCAUUUUCUCUUUCUUGUUGUUUUUCACACAUACAGUCUCAAAGUUUAAACCAAUUUGGGUUGAACCCUAGUCCAAUAUCUGCUGUUUUCCCAAAACAGCAUUAUGGCAAUCAUUUGCAUUGUCCCACUUUGGAUUUGGAUUUAUUAGACACAUCUGUUUGUCAUAGUGCUUUUCAGCACAACAUAUGUUGCAUCUUUGUGUUUUUAUUAACAUAAUAUGCUGUGUUGAAGAGUAAUCCAAACCUGUGCUACCCAAACCAGAAGUGAACCCAGUGAACCCCUGCACAGUAGUUCUGCGUUACCUGAUCUUUUAUGUCUUUAAAAAAAAGGUUUUUAUUGGAUGAGAGCAGGAGCUAUUGAUUUUUUUUAACUGGCAACAGACCAUCUGGAUAGCAGUAGACUAAUGGAGCUGCUCAGUCCACUGUGGAAGAUUAGCCAAAGCCCCAAAACAACCUCCAAAUUGUGUGCUGACCUUGUGGAUGUAGCCUCAGAGCUCAUCUCAUCACGGUUAAGUUGAUAGAUGUUGUAGCUAAAGGCGGCUGACAACAGCCAAAUCCCGCUGCAUAGGUCCUGGAGAUUUUUUUCCCUAACAAGGAUGCCUUCCAGAUUUAGCAAAAAUCACACAUGACUACUUUAAAUUACGUAGGAUUAUAAUGAAGAUAAUGUUUCACAAAGAAAUGUGAAUAAAUAUGCAACAGCUUUUCAUUCCGAAAUGUGACAUCCAUCAUGCUUCAAAAACAAAGUGUCAAUAACAAAGUUAUGGCUGACAUUCAUGACAGUGAAUGACAGCUGACAUUUUGUCACAUAAUAUCUAUAUGUUAAACGAUGAUGAAGAUUUAUGUUGACAGAAAUAUUUGGCAAUUAAUUAGCUUAAUAAAUGACCUCAUUAGCAAAACUAUUUAAUAUAGACUUGUCAUGAUGAUUAUUACAGGACAUGAAGCUGCUUAUGUUAGACUUCCUUUUUCUCGGCUACAAAAGGUUGAUUUUAAUUCAGGGCAACCACGGAAAUCUAUUUGAACAGUAGUGCACAAAUGAAAAGUGACUUCCUUUUUCUCUUAUUUAUACAGUAAAAUAACCAUUUGCCUUUUUACACAAGACUCAGAGACUCAACAAUACCAGUUCAUGAACAGCUGGAAAACCGAAACAUUAAUGAAGAGGCUAAAGGCUGUGUGGAGGUUCAGAGUUGAGUGUUAUUUCUUUUCGAGUUCAGCGCUGCAAGGGAUGUUAAUGUUAAAACUAUCACAUAAUGGAACUUUAAACCCAAAGUUAUUGCAAAAUGAAUGGUCAGCAAACUACCCUCUAGCGUCUUAGUGGAAGUCUGAUUGAUGAACUUUCUAUUUCUUUACAUCUACAAAAUUAAAUUCUGAUAAUGAACCCCGCCUUCAUAAACUCAGUUACAAAAAAAAAGUAAUUUAAUGUGAAGAGCUGCUCAGUGACUACCUUAAUAAUUGCAUUCAUGUGUUGUUGAACUUUUCUCCUUGUGAUGUUCCCAUCCUUUUCAUUUAUCACUCCAUCUCUUCUUACACUCUUAUCUCAUUAUCUCCUGGAUUCAGUUUCUCAGGUGCUGCCUUGAACGUCUUUGAACCUGCAGAUUUAACAGAACGCUUUUUCUCAAUGUCUGUGUGAAUUAAAAUGUGUGUCUGUUUCUUAAGGGAGCUCUGUGCUAAUUUCUUUUGUCUCUGUGGUUGUGGUUAAUGUAUUUAUUUAUUUAUCUUUUAGUAGAGUCGAAUGUUGUCUCAAAAUGUAUAAAAUUGUGAAAGAUUUAGCGAAAUAAAGCUUUAAUUGUUCGCCUUCA
Messenger RNA from Siniperca chuatsi (mandarin fish), 5237 nucleotides. Its product is annotated as chloride channel protein 1-like. The transcript is spliced from 23 exons. Gene Ontology annotation, cellular component: membrane. Gene Ontology annotation, molecular function: voltage-gated chloride channel activity. Lineage: Eukaryota; Metazoa; Chordata; Actinopteri; Centrarchiformes; Sinipercidae. Gene Ontology annotation, biological process: chloride transport; transmembrane transport. The record is from RefSeq and is a predicted model, not a curated record. Bases 21 to 3053 code for a protein of 1010 amino acids.